Molecule: messenger RNA, 787 nt
Organism: Emericellopsis atlantica
Lineage: Eukaryota; Fungi; Ascomycota; Sordariomycetes; Hypocreales; Bionectriaceae
Exons: 2
Coding region: 171-677 (168 amino acids)
Source: RefSeq, a predicted model, not a curated record
CGGCUUCCAUUGCGCGCUUGUGCACGUUCUUCUGCUCAGAAAUCAGAGUAUUGAGCCUGGUCAAGUACAGCGAGGACGUGGUAAUUAUGCACUGAGGCGGAAUGUGAUGAAGCCAUCGUCACUCCGCGAAACAAACAGCAUCAGCAUCGUCGGCGUCGUUGUUAGAACCCAUGCAUCUUGGCCCCGCACAUCGUCCCGUUAGGGGUUGGCGCCUGUGGGAAACCCUGCGCUCCCGAGCAUCAUUUCGGUCUCUUGGAUGUGUUUGGACUGGCCUGGCCGACUUCUUCCACGCUUGGCGCGGCCGACCCGGCGAUUGUAGCCCCAGAGUGACUGAUUUAUUACUUCGGACUUUAUUAUUAUACGCGCGAACACGCGUUAGAAGACGCGGGUUUGCUUGCUACCACCCUUUGUUGGGCGGUUUCUUGCUGUCUUGCCUCUUAUCAGUACUUCUUCUUCCGAAGGUAUGCGAUGCCUGCACGACACCAAAGUCAUCGACGGAUUUCGAGUUGGCCAGAUAUACUACACACACAGUGAGCGCAUGCUGGCUGGCUGAACGUCGAGGUUUCCGUACCAGCUGCAUCAGCUUGGCGCUUCAAUGCGAAAUGAUGCAAGUGCUGAUGCAGCUUGAAGGGACCGUUAGAUUACUCCAUAAUACGGAUCUGGCUGUCCUUUUUUGAACAUCGAAAACUGCGGCCCCCAGCCUGGUAAAUUCGUCACGUACUUGAAAACCCCAUUGCACGUACGUAGUACGUACUCGCGCGACAAAAUUCCCGGGCAGGCUUGUAAC